Scaptodrosophila lebanonensis is the source of this 5874-nucleotide messenger RNA. RefSeq lists its product as uncharacterized. The record is from RefSeq and is a predicted model, not a curated record. The coding region runs from base 1 to 5874 and encodes 1957 amino acids. Gene Ontology annotation, cellular component: membrane. Lineage: Eukaryota; Metazoa; Arthropoda; Insecta; Diptera; Drosophilidae. Gene Ontology annotation, molecular function: G protein-coupled receptor activity. The transcript is spliced from 21 exons.
AUGUCUAUGUCUGGGAGACCAGGAAGUGGCAGCAACAUCGCGAAUAUUGCCAGCAGCUCUGGCUCGGCUUAUGAGCUGCAGGGCGUGGAACAACAAAAGUUUAGUCUGCCCGCUGUGCCGUUGCCGCCGCCUCCACCAUUUCCAACAGGACAGCACAACUUUGCUUUGAACGCAUUUGCCGGCAUUGCUGCUGCAGAGCAUUCGGGUAGCCCCUCAGCUUCCUCAUCAUCCACAACCACCUCCUCCUUAUCCACGUCCUCCUGUGGAGGAUUGCUAAAAUCUCGCUAUGGUCUCAUACAAACGCCCAACUUUCCACAUCGCUUUGCCACGCCCAUCGAAUGCGUGUGGAUUAUUGACGCCUCGGACUUGCCAUCCACGGCACAGAGCAAUGUUUCCAUUAUCGUCUAUUUGACGCAGCUCUAUGUGCUCGGUGGCCUCAAGUUCACCGAAUAUAUGUACUAUUCCGAUGACUUUAAAGUGCCGGCCCAUCGCAUCUUCACCCUAACCGAGGACGAUGCCACCCAAGUCACAUGGCUGCAGUUCAACAGUCAGUAUCUGGAGAUACGCUUCACCAUGUCCACGCUCGAUGGCACCCACUUGCGUGCUCUGGACCGCCUCCUGGAUGUCUACGGAUUUAACAUCACCUACGAGGUGCAGCACGAGGUGAAGGCAACACAAUGCAAUACCCUGCAGUGCCGUUUCCUGGGUGAUUGCUACGCCAGUGCGGAUUACAGCUCAUAUGGAUGCGCCUGCUUUGCGGGCUUCAGCGGCAGCGAUUGUGGUCAUGGCCCAUUGUGCCAGGAUGUGCAGACAAAUGUUUGCCAAAAUGGCGGCACAUGCAAGCACAUCGGCGAUGCGGCCAUAACCUGCCACUGUCCGCCCGGCUACAAAGGAACCAAAUGCGAGAUACCCGAGAUAAACGAGACGACGCAGGGCUGCAUUGGCAAUGCAAGUGCCAACAACUGCCACCAUGCCUGCGACUUUGAUAAUACCAGCAAUGGGUUUUCCCUAUUCAAGAGCAGUCGCACUGCCGCCCGGAGUGGCAAAACGCGCUACGAAGUGGCAAUGCGACUGGGCGCCAAUCUGACCGGCUAUUAUCGGCAUGCGGAGCGCGAGCAGUUGGCUGGCGUCAUGGAAAGACAGCUCACACGUGUGCUGCGCAACUUCAACAUUACAAAAAUAAGCGAUCUUGAACUGAUUUCGAAUACCAUCGAUCGUCUGGACAUAACAUUUCAUUUCUUUGGCGUGAAGGGCGACUCACAGCGUAUUCGUGAGGCCAUCACGCGAAUGGUGGAACGAGGGCGGAUUGGAAACUUUACGCUUGUCUCGAAUUUCCAUCACUUUGAUGAGAAUCCACCACUGAAUUUGUUGGAGCUGAGCGUCAAUCAACCGCAAGCAGCCGUGCGCGAGGACAGUGAGUUCAUCAUAUCCUGCACGGCCCAGGGCUCCUCACGCAUGCAAUUUCAAUGGUACAAGGAUGGCGCUCCAGUCAAUGCCACCAGGGCCACAAGAGAAAUUUGGACCACCGUACUGCCACCGGACACAAAAGAUGUUUACACCGCCAUACUGGGCGUAACGAAGGCCAGUCGCAUCGAUGAGGGUGUCUACAGUUGUAAGGUCACCGACUGGGGCGUGGAGCAGUGUCGCUCCCUCCAUAUACACAUCAAGUCGCCACCGCGCUUGCGAGUGGAUCCUGCCAGUGUGACGCUGCAGCGUGGCGAUUCGCUGCGAGUGCGUUGCCUCUCGCCAGGCAAUGAUGACAUCAAGCGGUAUGCCCAGCUCGGCUACAGCUGGACACGGAACGGCGUGCUGUUCCAAUCAGAUCCAGCAACGGCCAUGUGGGAGGAUCUCUAUCCAGAUGGCAGCAUCCUCAAAAUCAAUAACAUUCAAAAGUCAGCGGAAUAUGCCUGUCUGGUGUCGAACAGCGUCCGACCCGUGUCAAGGAGUGUUUACAUCAAUGUCAUCGAACGUAAUGCGGCCCAUGUGUGCCUGGCCGAGUCCAGCUACGGCGUACACUGGCCCACAAGUGCUCCAGGCGCCCCCAUUAUUACGGACUGUCCGCGCGGCUUCGAGGGGCACUCACGACGCAUUUGCGAGCAACGCGACGCGGGAAACUCCAGCUGGCUGCUGCCCGAUUUUUCGGCCUGCGUACGUGAUGAAUUGCUGCUCAUUUACAACCGAUAUAGGGCGCUGAGUGCGGGAUUUCAGCAAACAAACUCAUCAAACAUAUUGAAGGCGUGCUUUGAUUACACCCUACAAAGACGUCAGAGUUUCUUGCCCGGGGAGGCCAGCUUUCUCAUCGAUAUGCUGCAUGAGCUCGACACCUAUUUGCAAUUGAAAGGCACACAACUGGAGCGUGAGAUGGCCGCGGAGAUAAUCCUGCGAAUUCUGGAUAAAGUCAUGCAAAACACACAAUCCUUGAACAGUCAACAGCAAAUUAAAAAGCUGCAACUUUUAACGCAAUCCGCUGCUCUGAAUCGCGAGACAAUUGCGGCCUCCCAAUUGGCCACAUCGACGGGCAAUAGCCCGGCAACUUCGGCUGACAACUCGGCGACAACUUUGAACGCACCGGGCAAUGGCAAUGUCAAUGACAAUAUCCAUGGCGGAGCAGGAGGCAGUGCCAGUGGCGCUGUAGUUGGAGGAUCUGGCACGGGCAGCGUUCAUGGCCACAGUCCCGCGGUCAAAUUACAGGCAGCUCGCGGAGGUGGCGGUGGCGGCGGUGGUGCUGGUGCUGGUGGUGACGGCUCGAGUAUUUUGACAGUGGAUGAGGACACAUUGUCGCUGGAUCGCCUGAAUUCUCUGCGCAUUUACAUGACUUCGGUGAAAACUUUGCCGUUUAAUUUGCGCAUAUACGGCGACGAUUUAUUUUCGGAUCAACUUUAUAUGGACAUUGGUCUCUCCACGCGUCUCUUGCAUAUCAUGGCCAAUUCGACAAUAUUUGCUUCUGUGAUCUCGUAUAAGAAUCUAAAAAGUUUCCUACCCAAAACUUAUUACACACGUGGCAGCGAUCCCAAGGACUCGGACUAUGUGCUCGCUUCCCGCAUUAUACAAACCUGGCUCUUUCAGUCGAAUCGCUCGAACGACAACUUCCGGGAGCCACUCGAUCUGCCCUUUGAGGCCGGCCAUGUGGAGAUCAUAUUUCAGCACGAGAGCGUGCCCAAGACUGGUGACUGGGUGGCGGUGUGUGGUCACGACUACAAGGCCUCGUUCGACUCGACUUGGCGCUCGGAUCUGUGCAUCACCAAGCAUCUGAUGGAGAACAUCACGCGCUGCAUCUGUCCGCUCUCCGGUACCUAUGUGGUUAUGUUGACCAAACGGCAACAGAAUUCGACCCAACCGCACGCCCCCCAACGUCCCAUCUUCGUCAUCGUGAGCUGCGCCUGCUGCCUCCUCCAAUGCUGCUCAGCCUUCCUCAUCCUCCUGCCAAUCUGGUGUAAUCGCAAGUGUGCCGUGACCUUCCUCAAAAUGCAAUUCUGCAUUUCCACAUCGAGCGUCAUGCUAAUCUAUGUGCUCGGAUUCAUGAAAAUGCUGCCAGUGAACUGGCACGCCAUUAUCAGCAGCUCGCUGGCCUCGUUGCUGUUGCUCGGCAUCUCCACGCUGAUAGCCAUUGCGUUGGUGAUACACACCGAGCUGGUGCCGAAGAAGUAUCUGAAAAUUGGCAGCAAACCGGCCACACCCACCAAGGGCGGCACCCACCACAAGGCGGAAGCGCUGCAGGAGAAGCGCCGCGAAAGUCUCAGUAAUAUAACACAAAUUAGUGCGCAGUCACCGGUGGGUGCACCGAUGGUGGUUGCCCGGCGACGUCCGCCCAGCACGUUGGCCGGCCAGUUGCCGAUGGCCGGCAUUAGAGGCGCCAUAGGCAUCAGCUGGCUGUUGCCGCUACUAUUCGCCAUUGCCGCGCCGCUAAUUUGCAGCAUUAUUGGCAAAGGACCGCGCCACUGGUGGCUGGAGGUGAUGUGGACGAAGCGGGCCACGGAUGCGAGCGGUGCAACAAUGGGUGGGGCCAACGGUGGUGCUGAGACAGCAGAUGACAAGUACGAAGGACUCUAUUAUGCCACGCACACGCUGCUCAAUGGCGAUAAUUUACUGCUCGAACCGGAGACGCUGCUCGGCAAUGCAACGCGACGCAGCGCGGCGACAACGUUGGGGCAAGACGAGGACGCUGUCGCAACAACGUCCAUCUCAUCAAUCAUCGAUAGCAGCAUCACCAGCAGUAGCAGUAGCAGUAGCACCAGCAGUAGCAGCAGUUUCGUCACAGCCACGGCGGCUGCCUUCACAUCCGGCCCUGGAAUGGGCGCUGCGUCGGUGGCAGCGUCGCCAUCGCUGAGCUUCAUUCUAUUCGUUUGCAUCGAUUUGCUCUUCAUCUUGCUAUUCUUUGCACUGUUCGCCAUUUUAAUGAAGAAACUUUUGUGGCUCUGGCACAAGAAUCGCAAUGUUCACACGCAUCCGUUGGAUAAAUUCAAUCUGGCGCUGCGCAGGAGGCUCGGUCUACUUUAUCGCGCUGGUGGCUUGUUGGUCGCCAAACUGUGCACCGAUGGAUUUUUCAUCGUUUAUGUUAAUUCCACGCCGGAAACUUUAUGGGCAUAUCCAUUUGGCAUAUCGUGCAUACUAUUGGGUUUCGCAAUACUCUGCUGUUUCAUUUUUAAGGCGGAGAGCCAACUGCGGGGACCCCCCUUCCUCAGUAGCAAUGGGAGCAGUCAGAACAACUCGCUGAAGCAGACCAAGUUCAACACGAGCAAGACCAGUCUGGACGAUAACUAUUGCACGGCGAGCAUCAACAGUCCACUGAGCUUCUACACCAGCCACGACAAGGAGAAGGAGAGCGAAUGCCUGCCAGCAACAGGCGGUGUGGUGGGAGGAAGCGUUGCACCACCGUUGCAAUCCAAACAGGGCCUCGAGCUGUCCAGCGCAACAGGCAACAUUCCGGGGAGUGUGGCGAGCGGGGCCGGAGGCGGAUGCGUACAGCUGCCGUUGACAAUCAUCUCCACGGCACCACGUUGCCAGCCCACAAGCACGGCUGAGACAUUUCUCUCGGGCGGUGGCUUGAUGGCAUUGGCAGAGCAACCGCUGCCGCUGUCGGUUGCCUCGCCUGCCACCCGCUGCUGUGCCCUACUCAGUGGCAAUGGGGGAUUGGGCAGUGCGUCCGCCACGCAGGCAGUUAACGCUCUCGGCUAUGGCUACGAUGCCUACACAAUGGGCGGCGGCAUGACCAACAGCCUGGGGCGACGCGCCUUACAUCAGCAACAUCUGCAACACUAUCAGGCGCCCUGUGGCGACUUUGUUGGCGUCGAGACGCUGGACAUACUGCAAGGGGUGUCACCAGACAGUAUCAUAGGCAUCUUGCCGUCGGCCACGCCCCACACUCACUACAUGCCGCUCCAGCACAAUCCCUAUGUGGACUUCAUUCCCACAUCCCUGAUGCUGAGCAUGCCAGGACCGGCAACAGCACCACUGCCGCCACCCACAAUCAGCGGCAAUCUGAGCGGUUUGGCGACAACCCUGCCCACGCCGAAGACACAAAAACGGGUGACAAUUCUGGAGCCCACAUCGCGCACCACCUUCGAUCCGCUGCUGCCCACAAUGGUGGCAGCGGUGGUGUCGACCACCAGCACCACAACAACAACAGCAGCGGCCAUACCGCCCGCCCAGAAAUGUGGAAGCGGGGUGGGGGAAGCGGAUGCUACGCUGGAUCGCAUAACGCACGAUCUGGACUAUCUGCUCAAUCGCGGCAGCUUGGAUGUGGAUCCGGUGGCGUCGACGCAGCCACCGCCACCACCACCACCGGCUGUAGUGAGCAAGACCUGCGACCCAACACCCCCAAAGCCUCAACAGCAACAACAACAGCAACAACAGCAACAGAGCAGCAUGCUAUAA